GAGCGCCGGCGCUCCGCGCUGUCAACGUGGAUACCUUACUCCGUCUCUGCCACGCGCUGCCCGCCACCACGGCCGCCGCCGCGUCAUCGGGGCGCGCGGGGGCCGAUGGCCGCGUCCAGCUGUUGCAGGCGGUGGACACGGAGCACACCGUGGACUCGGUGGAGUGGUGCCCGCUGCCGGGCUGCAGGCACUUGCUGGCGUGCGGCACCUACCAGCUGUGGACGCCGGAGUACCGGCCCGCCGACCGGGAGAGCCAGAGUGAACUGGAUGUUGACGAGCCUCCAAUUCGUUUGGGUCGUCUCUACCUGUAUAGUUGCAAUGAGGACAGCUCUCCUUGCCCCCUGGUUGAAGUCCAAAGAAGAGAUACUUCUGCGAUCCUGGACAUGAAAUGGUGUCACGUUCCAGUGGCCGGCCAUCCCCUCUUGGGCGUGGCAGAUGCUUCUGGGUCCAUAGAGCUCCUCCGCUUGGUGCCAUCUGAGCAGGACACUUGGACACUGCAGCCCUGCUCCCGCUUGGCCCUGGAAAAGCAGUGUCUGGCCUUGUCCUUGGACUGGUCCACUGGGAAAGCCGGAAGGGCCAGUGACCAGCCCUUGAAAAUCAUUAGCAGCGACUCCAAAGGGCAGCUCCACCUCCUGAAGAUCAGCGAGGCGGGGCCCGGACUGCAGGCUGUGGUCACGUGGCAGGCCCAUCGGUUUGAGGCCUGGGUUGCUGCUUUCAAUUACUGGCAGACGGAAGUCGUGUACUCAGGUGGGGACGAUGGCCUCCUGAAGGGCUGGGACACCAGGACACCCGGCACAGCCGCCUUCAGCAGCCGCAGACACUCCAUGGGCGUGUGCAGCAUCCAGAGCAGCCCCCACCGUGAGAACGUGUUGGCCACGGGAAGCUAUGACGAGCAUGUUCUCCUCUGGGACACGCGGAGUCUGUGGCGGCCACUGGCUGACGUGCCUGUGCAGGGCGGGGUGUGGAGGCUCAAGUGGCACCCGUUCCACCGUGACCUGCUCCUAGCGGCCUGCAUGCACGGCGGCUUUACGAUCAUCAACUACCAGACGGCAGCAGAGGAAGAACAGGAAGCAGUCUCUCUGUCCUACCCCUUGCCCAACUCGCUGGUGUAUGGAAUCGACUGGUCCUGGCUCUACUUCUGCCGUCUGCCACAGACCCAGCCGUCCUUCCCUGGCAGUGACCCAGAAGCCAGAACCGCAGACCAGGACCCUGCCCUGAAGGUUGCAGAUCCGUCACCAGCACCCUCUUCAGAGUGUUUAGCUGACAGUGAUGGCGUGGGUGGCACCACACACCAGGACGGAAGCAAGCUAGAGGGCCCUCUGAAGCCAUCUGCAGAGGACAAGAAGGAUGUCCAGCUGCCUACUUCAGGGAUCAAGAUCUGUGACUGCGACCAGGAUCUGGAGGCAGCAGACUUUGACAUCAACCUUCUGGCCACUUGCUCCUUUUAUAAUCAUGUUCUUCACCUCUGGAAGUGGGAGAACAUCUGAGCUGGGGAAGACCUUGUUUGGUUUGACAUGGAAAAGACAAUUUCCACAAACAAAACCUAGAGUACAUCUUUAUCUUUUUUGAGAACUGUCCCCAGGCUAUCUCACUGAUAUUUUGGUUACAUGAAGUUUUCUGUAUGGGGCUCAGUGCAUCUGUGGAAUUUUCUCAGUAGAUAGAAAAGCUAUUGGCCUCUCAGAUAAACCUUAUCUGCUGGGCCCUUCAAAAUGGUGGCUCUGUGGCAGCAAGGGGUGGAGGAGGGGCUUGGUUCCCAGCUCUCAAACUUGUCCUGUGUUUUGACUUUCAGUUCUUCAUACUUAUAUAAGCAACUACUUACCUUAACUAAAAUUUUUAAAGCUACUUUAUAAUA
Messenger RNA from Odocoileus virginianus texanus, 1852 nucleotides. NCBI's taxonomy places the organism in Eukaryota, Metazoa, Chordata, Mammalia, Artiodactyla, Cervidae. The record is from RefSeq and is a predicted model, not a curated record.